AUGAGGGAGAACUACCUGUACCAGGAGCGGGCAGAGUGCUACGCGCGCAACGGGACGCAGCGCUACGUGUACAGACAGAUCUACAACCGCGAGGAGUUCGUGCGCUUCGACAGCGACGUGGGCCUGUUCCAGCCGGUGACGCAGCUGGGGCGGCCGGACGCCGAGUACUGGAACGGGCAGAAGGACGUCCUGGAGCAGAAACGGGCCGAGGUGGACACGGUGUGCAGACACAACUACGAGGGGGAGAAGCCCAUCGUGGAACAGCGCAGAGAGAACUACGUGCUCCAGAGGCGGGCGGAGUGCUACGCGCGCAACGGGACGCAGCGCUACGUGUACAGACAGAUCUACAACCGCCAGGAGCACGUGCGCUUCGACAGCGACGUGGGCCUGUUCCAGCCGGUGACGGAGCUGGGGCGGCCGGACGCCGAGUACUGGAACGGGCAGAAGGACGUCCUGGAGCAGAAACGGGCCGAGGUGGACACGGUGUGCAGACACAACUACGAGGCGGAGAAGCCCAUCGUGGAACAGCGCAGAG
Molecule: messenger RNA, 535 nt
Organism: Propithecus coquereli (Coquerel's sifaka)
Lineage: Eukaryota; Metazoa; Chordata; Mammalia; Primates; Indriidae
Product: H-2 class II histocompatibility antigen, I-E beta chain-like
Exons: 3
Biological process (GO): immunoglobulin production involved in immunoglobulin-mediated immune response; peptide antigen assembly with MHC class II protein complex; immune response
Cellular component (GO): MHC class II protein complex; membrane
Molecular function (GO): MHC class II protein complex binding
Source: RefSeq, a predicted model, not a curated record